ACGCGCAUCUCUAAUACAAAACAAAAAAGAACGAUGUCGCUGGGCAAGAAGCACGUGUUGGGGUUUUCGCCCAAUGGUGGCCAACUAUUUGCCUCGGUGGACGAGCAGGGCAUCCUGCGAAUAUGGGACACGGAGACGAGCACGCUUAAGCAGGAGUUCACGCCUAAUUUACAGGUAUCCGGGCCGUGUACAGCGCUCGCGUGGGUCUCUGUGGCCGGUCCACGCUCCAAGAAGUCACGGAAGAGUGUGCAGAGCCAGGAUGCAGCCAACGAUCAGCUCCACAUUGCUCUGGGAACGCUGAAGGGGGCCUUAGUCAUAUACUCGCUGGCAGAGGCAAAGAUUACACGCACACUAAGUGGUGACAGUCAUGAUGGACCGAUCACCUCGAUUGCUUACGAUAAUGCCGACCACCUAUACACGGUGGGCGCAGAUUGCCGGGCGCUCGUUUGGUCGCUGACAGAGGAGCGCUGCAUCGGCGACUGGCAGGUGGGACCGGAGAAGCCACAAAACAUUGCCUAUUUGCCCAAGAGCCACACUCUGGCAGUGGGCUCCCGCCAGCUAAAGGUGUACGAUGUUAAGACAAAGGAACUGGUGGAGACGUUCACCGGCCAUUCAGGCGAAAUAAACGCCAUUACCGCUGUAGUGUGCGCGGACAAUACGGAAUUUGUGCUGACCACGGCUAAGAUGGAGCGCGUUAUCUGCUUCUGGAAGAUCGAAAAUAAGGGUAAGAACAAGGCCUCUGUGUGCACUCUGCUCAUGGAGGAUUUGGCUUACAGCCUGGCCAGUGAAAUACGUGAUGAUGGCCAGCUUCGUGUUGCCAGUGUAACGCGAAAUGGAAAUAUUCACAUAUACCUGCUGAAUGUCAAAAGUUUAUCCGCCGAGAAGUUUGUGAAGCCCAAAGUAUCGCUGCAAAUCGUGUCGGAUGGCGCCGAGACAGUGGAACCUAUCAUGGCUGUGGCGGCCCAUCUCGUCACCGACUCAAAUCGUUCCCACGAAAUCCUUUUUGGCUACGGAAGUCGCCAGCAACUGCAGUUCGAACACUUUACCCCCAACUAUGCCGAGAAACUAAACGUUAUCGAGCGCGCCGAUCCAAAGAAACUGUAUGCCAAGAAGAAGGGCAAGGAGCAGCUGGGUUUCAACGCCGCCACCAAGGUCCUGAAGCCGGUGGUGAGCACAAAGAACGUUGAAUACAACAGCGCGCUGCCCGUCUCCCAGAAAAAGGUGCAGAAUGAGGUGCCUAUGGAGGCUCGCUUGCAACACUUGCAGAUGCAUGCCACCAAGCUGAGUGGCGGUAAGCUGCAGACCCAAAGCAAGACUCAGCUGCUUAUGCAGGCCUUGCACAGCAAAGAUAAGGAAAUGAUUAAUUCGGUCCUGAGCACGCACGAUACAGAAACGAUACAGCUAACUCUAGAUCGACUGCCUCUCGAAUACAUCAGCCCGUUGAUUGACCAGCUCUCCAUUCUACUGCAGGGAAAGCACUCAAGUGUAAGGUCUGGUCUGCGUUGGCUUAACAUACUGACCUCCACCCACACCAGUAUCCUGACGUCCGAAGACCAGGAGACGCUGCGAGAGAAGCUAGAAGUAUGUUUGGGUGUGGCGGAGCAGCGAAUGCGGUGCUUGUCGGAGGCAUUACAGAUAUCGGGGCGAGUCAAUCUUAUAAUCAAUCAGAUGCGGCGCAAUGCCGACAACCAUUUGAACGACAGCAACGCCCUGAUUGUAGAGGAAGAUUCAGAAGAACCCGCCGAAGAUUUGGAGGCUGAGACCAACUGGAGCGACCUGGAGGACCAGAAAGAAGCCGGUAGCGGCAAGAGUAUAUCAGACGACGAAUUGGAGGCAGACGAUGAUCUGGCCACCGACGAUGUUAACGUAGAGACAGACUCUGACUCGGAUGUAUCAAUGGGUGGUUAGCCUGCUAAAGCACCUCUGUACGUUAUGUUUAAAUCCAAUUCCUUCUGUGCCCACAACAAAUGAAAUAGUUAUUUUCCAAACACAGUUUUCUACACCGAA
Messenger RNA from Drosophila serrata, 2007 nucleotides. Its product is annotated as WD repeat-containing protein 43. NCBI's taxonomy places the organism in Eukaryota, Metazoa, Arthropoda, Insecta, Diptera, Drosophilidae. The record is from RefSeq and is a predicted model, not a curated record. Gene Ontology annotation, biological process: maturation of SSU-rRNA from tricistronic rRNA transcript (SSU-rRNA, 5.8S rRNA, LSU-rRNA). Gene Ontology annotation, cellular component: nucleolus. Gene Ontology annotation, molecular function: protein binding.